Culex quinquefasciatus (southern house mosquito) is the source of this 2134-nucleotide messenger RNA. RefSeq lists its product as uncharacterized. The transcript is spliced from 7 exons. Lineage: Eukaryota; Metazoa; Arthropoda; Insecta; Diptera; Culicidae. Gene Ontology annotation, molecular function: zinc ion binding. Bases 16 to 2046 code for a protein of 676 amino acids. The record is from RefSeq and is a predicted model, not a curated record. Gene Ontology annotation, cellular component: nucleus.
UUGUGCCCUAAUGAAAUGUUUGGCUCGAAGUGUGGUUGCCGUUUGCGCUGUUUGGUGUUUUAUAAAAAAAAAAAAAUGGAAACUGAGAAAAAAUCAAGCUACAACAACCGUUGCGCCGUGCAGCACUGUGGGGCUAAAGUGGAUGACGGAGUUACGUUCUCGCAAGUCCCCAAGCUUGAUGCCGGCAAAACCGGUACCGUGGAUCUGCUGGCGAAUUUGAAGGCCCGCCAGCGAGCCCUGUGGGAAACGGCCCUCGGAAAGGUGGUGGACAUGAGCGUAAAAAAUCUGUGGAUUUGCAGCCGGCACUUUAUCAAAGGAAAAAAGGCGCGCAUCACAGACUCCAGUGAUCCGGAUUGGGUGCCGUCGCUCAAUUUGGAACCUUCGGAGGAAAAUCAGCCGAAACGUACGGAACUACCUCAUCCUGCCAGGAAACCAGUAGAAGAGAUGCCAACAAAGCAAACCAAUAGAAGAAUGACCAACUACGAAGUUUACGCCCUCAUCGAGGGCCGCGUAAAGUACCGGCACAUGUUCCGUUACACGGCCAAUCGAGAAAACGCUUGGAAAUCGGUUCAGCGCAGCUGCUCGCCAGUGCUCAACUGCUUUACCGUUGAGCAUAUGGAGCUCAAGUGGACCAAACUGUUGCGGCUCUAUCAGCGCAUCACGGGUCCACGGGACCCGAAGCUAGACUACUAUCCGGCGGAAGAGUGGGUGCACUACAGCAAAAUGCACGAUGCGAUGACGCGCUUGAAGACUCCACCGCUGAGUGAUUCCGUCGAACAGGAGGAGGAGGAGCUGGAUCCUGCGGAGUUGCACGCAUCGAGCGUCGAUGUGGACGAUCGCUACAUCACCGGUGAAAAGAUACUGUGGGGUAAAGGAUCGGAAAAUCGUCCGCGACCGUCUCGCGCUGCUCAGAUGGCGUCUCAGCCCAUUCCGAAGCGGCCAGUAUCGACCGCGAACCGCACCUGCAAGGCGAUCCAGUCGGGCAAUCCGGGUUUGCAACCGACAGCAAGACCGGUUCCACCGCCCGGUUCUCCAGAUUAUUGCAGGCUUUGCUUCACCAACCAGCAGCUGGAGCCGCUCUGUUCCGGCGUGAUCGUUGUCCGCGACGAGUUACUCGAGAAGAUCUACGUCUGCACCGGGGUGUUGAUUAUUGCCCGCCCCAAAGAGUCCGUCUACGUCUGCGUUCCAUGUGCCGCUUUGAUCAACAACUUCAGCACGUUCCGCCAACAGAUUUGCAGCAACAAUCGGGCGCUGCUCGAGCAGCUGAAAGACCAGAACCCUCCGGAAUUCGCCUCCUGUGAAUCAAUGCCACCGCUGGUGGGAACGACCGUGUCCAGCGUUCUCUCCCAGUCCCACGUCGUCCGGGGACCCGCUCCCAAGAAAAUCAUUCUCACACCAGUAAGCAAAGCAGCUUUCAUGAAUGCACGAGCCACCACUCCGAUCAGGACUCCACAACCGCUCCAGAACGUCGGAACUCCGAGACUCCCAACGCUAACACGAGCCCCGAACGCUCCGGUCAUCGUGAAACGAAUAGUCUACGCCAAACCCGGAGCCGUCUCCAUCGGCGUUCCUCCCCCACAAACCCGUCCCAUCGACGAAACCGCCAUGGAUCUUCCGGAUGAGAUCAAAACCGAGUUCGACGACCCGCUCGAAGGUGUCGGCGAUUCCGGAAACGCCCUCGUCAUGCCAAAACCGCUCAAGCAGACGGCACCUCCGCCGCCGCCGUCAACGCUCAAAAUGCGCGUCGAAAGUCACCCGGCGCAACCGGCGGUGGUUUCCAACGCCGUCGAGGAUGAAAGCUGGAAGUGUUGGUACUGCGAGCAGAACUUCCCGUUCAAGUUUGAGUGUGCGAAGCAUCUGCUGCAGGCCCACCAGGAGGGCGUGGCCAGCAUUCGUGACCGGUUGGAGCUGGACGAGCUGAACACGAACAUGCUGGAGAUGAUGGCGAAGCGAGCGGUCAGUGGACCUGGGAGGAAGGUGGUCGUGGUGUCGGUCAAGCGACCCCGGAUGGACGACGGAAGCGUGGAGGUGGUGGAGAUCGAUUAAACAGAUGUGGAAAUGAGUAAGUAGGCGGGGUUUUGUUGGCCGUGUAAGUAUAUCACAGUCCUGAUAAUAGAUUGACAAGUGAACGCAA